Echinostoma caproni is the source of this 495-nucleotide messenger RNA. The record is from the annotation of a GenBank genome assembly. NCBI's taxonomy places the organism in Eukaryota, Metazoa, Platyhelminthes, Trematoda, Plagiorchiida, Echinostomatidae.
AUGACAAGACUGCGCCUUUUGCUAGAUAUUCGGGAAGAAGAUAAAUCAAACGAUCAAGAUUGGAAAUCCGUGCCCAAAGAGAAAUCCGAAGUGUUUAAAUUACGCGCGAAAACUGACAAACGUCUGGCAGUCGGCUUUCAUCAGACCAGCGGAUUAGCUCAAAUAGCAAUCGAACAAAGGCGUUGCGGAGCUUCCAGACGGCGCAGCUUGGGGUUGGUCGGACCCCUGUCGCACGCUGUGGCCCUGCGCACCCUGUUCGAUCGAGCGCUGCCAACUUUGAACGACGCUGCUCGCUCGGAAUUAUUACUGGAGCGCUUUGUGGAGAGUCUACGGGAUAAUCUACUAGAAAAUGUGCCAAUUGUUCAAGCGGGGCGUGCCAUGGAUGUGUCCACGCUGGCUGAAGUCGUAACGGAUCAUGAAGUUUCAGCUCUCCAGAAACAUGUAGUCCCAAGAAGAUAUCCGUCAGAGGAUGCUACGGGAGCCCUGAGAAGCUGA